AUGUCUUUACGGGGCAGAAGAGAGCAUUCAGGGGGCCUGUCACUUACGGUUGGCCACAUCCCUGAAACCAGCCAGCCAGCAUUGGGGGUGGUUGGUUGAAUCCCUGAAUAUGGAACCAAUGAGUAGAAAAAAGUCCCUUAACAGUGAACCCCUCAAUUCAAACCAGCGGUGUUCAAGAGUCAACUGUCCUUAAAAUCCUAAUGGAGGAAGAGUAAUAAUAAUAAUAACCGCUAACUGGGAGUGCCCUGCACUGUCAGCGCUUUAUGUGUAUCAUGUAUUAAUUCAUUUAAAGAGAAGAUUGGUGUGUUUAACAAUUGAAAGUGGUACCCCUUGAAUGAUUGCUUUUGGCAGCCCGAGUCUUACAAAAGGGGUGAGACAAGACAAUAGGGCCAGGUGUGCUCCGGGCAGGCCCAGCUAAGGUGGGCAGUGGGAUGAGUGGCCUUAGGGGUCAAAGCCAAGUCUGCGGCUGAUGAGGUGAUUAGCCCUGGAACGUGUAGCCUUACAGAUGUAAGAGGCAAGCCCCCCACGCUGACUUGUGCCACACACCCACUCUGGCAGGCUGUUAGAGGGGAUGCUUGCUGCUCCCUGAUGAUGUUCAGCAGCUACCCAGGAAGAUGCUGUGGGCUUCGAACAGAAGAUCCUUUUGCCCUCGUGUUUGAAAGGGAAGCUCCAGAAAGCCUGCCGCCACUGAGCUAUAGAAAUCAGCCUGCGUAGUUAAGUCCAGGGUGACAAGGAAGGAGGAAGAGUUCAAGCUGACUCCCUCCUUUCAUGGCACUGGUCAGAGGUUCACUGAGCCCUGCCUCAGCUCAGCCUUCCACCUUUCUCAGCUCAGCAGCUUCCCUUUCUCCUAUCACACCGAGUCUCCCCCUAAUUCCUCGACAGCUCAGUCAAGUCCCCUGGUGUGGCCACUUGGUUUGUAGCCUGACAUCAGUGACAUCCUCUUUUCUGUCCCCCAAGGACACAUGACCAGGUCCGCUUGUUCCCAGGGGUAGCCCCAACUCCUUCCAUAGGGCUUCCAGCGUUAGACUUCCUGUACGUGUUCAUUGAAUGAGCAAAGAGAAGUCUCCAGAAUUAUUCUCCAUGGUCCCAAUAAUAUUAAAGCAAAUGAUUGAUUUUCUUAAGAGCCAUUUCCCUAAACUCUUCCAUUUCUUGUUUUUUUAGCAGUCACCUUGUUUUAUCAUCAUACAUCCUAGAUUCAGCCUUUAAGAUGUCAGACGAUGACAACCCAACUGUGGUGGAAGAGGAGUUUGAGGAGCCUGAGGAUUUAGCAGCUAAUGAUGACGUUGAUGCUAAGCCCGACCGGUCCUCAUUCAUCUCGUCAGUGUUCAAUAAGAAAAGGAAGAGUGACUCUAGGACGUCCAUCAAGAAAUCCCAGGACCAACAGACUUCAUGUCAGUAUAACAUGGAUUUUGAGAAGAUGGGCACGUGCAUCAUCAUAAACAACAAGAAUUUUGACAGUUGCACAGAAAUGGGCUGCCGAACUGGAACGGACAGAGAUGCUGAGGCCCUUGUGAAGUGCUUCCGAAACCUGGGUUUUGAUGUGACUGUCCAUAAUGACUGCUCCCGUGCCAAAAUGGAAGCUGUGCUGAAGGAAGUUUCUGAACAGGACCACAAAAAUUCAGCCUGCUUCGCCUGCAUCUUACUGAGCCAUGGAGAAGAUGAUGGUUUAAUUUAUGGAACUGAUGGCUUGACAUCAAUAAAGGAGUUGGCAGCCCCUUUCAGAGGAGAUAGAUGCAAAACCCUCUUAGAGAAACCCAAGCUCUUCUUCAUUCAGGCUUGCCGGGGGACGGAGCUGGACCACGGCAUCCAGGCCGAUUCAGGGUUUGUCAAUGAAACGGAUGCUCAGCAGCACUACAAGGUCCCAGUCGAAGCCGACUUUCUCUUCGCCUAUUCCACCGCUCCAGGCUACUACUCAUGGCGGAGCCCAGGAACUGGCUCCUGGUUCAUACAGGCCCUCUGCAAAGUCCUGAACGAACACGGGAAAAGCCUGGAGCUCAUGCAAAUGCUAACCAGGGUCAACUACACAGUGGCCAGGGACUACCAGUCCAGGACCGACAACCCAGACAUGAGUGAGAAGAAGCAGAUCCCAUGUAUAGUCUCCAUGCUCACCAAGGAGCUCUACUUCCACAAGUAACCGCUUGAAGCACGGCUGCUGAGAAUCAACGGAUCAUUUGUCGACAAAUCAGACUUUUAGGAAAUAUCUGGAAAUGCUAAGGUGUUCAAAAUUGAAGUGGAGCUCACGAAUGAAUUUAUUUAGGUUUUAAUUUUAGGGAAAUGUGUUGAUUCAACAAGGAAAAAAACUUCAUGGUGCUUUGUGUGUUUGGGUUUUAGUCUUUUUUUUUUUUUUUUAACAAGUUGUAUGUUUGAUGAUGUUAUAAUUUUCUUGUAUUUCCUUCUCCUUGUUGUCCCACUUACUACAACAAACAUAACCUCUGCAGAUGACUCUUGGUGGUGUCCACCGUGAUUGGUGAUGACAAUGGUAUACAGUUUCAGAGUCAUAUUCGUACCAGGCAAAGAACACCAGGGUGUCACAGAAAAUAGCUUGUGUUUACCUGUAGUGCAAAAGGUGGUUAUUGAGUGUGAUUUGAGUCCUUUUUUUGUUGACUUCGGGAAGCGUCUCAUGCACAAAUUCCCAGAUAAGUUGGGGGAACAGGGAGAAAUGUAAGGAUUCAAAUAUGUAUGAGUCAGGAUCCAUGUAGGAAAACAGGCCCAUUCUUGGUGUUUCAGUCGAAGGAACUUAAUAGAGUAAUUGACUUACAUAGAUGAUAGAAGAGAAGCCAAAUAAAUAGAAGGAGUUGUCACUCAGGGUUUUGAAGAGGUGUGGUUCCCUGUGUUCUCCACAGGAGCUAGAACCAUUCUAGGGGCUGUUGGGUGGUCCUGUAAAUGGGUGAAACUUAAUGGCAAGAUUUUUUACUUUGUUUUCAAGGUGGUAUGUCUUUUGAAUUUUGGAUAAAUUGCUAUUUUAUUCAGCCUUAACUGGUUAACAAAUAUUCAAAUUUUUGAUUAAAAUGUGGU
Molecule: messenger RNA, 3015 nt
Organism: Talpa occidentalis (Iberian mole)
Lineage: Eukaryota; Metazoa; Chordata; Mammalia; Eulipotyphla; Talpidae
Gene: CASP7
Product: caspase 7
Exons: 7
Coding region: 1208-2134 (308 amino acids)
Biological process (GO): apoptotic process; proteolysis
Cellular component (GO): cytoplasm
Source: RefSeq, a predicted model, not a curated record